UGAUGUUUUUUACCUUCAUCACGCCUUCCCCAUUUCCUUCCCCCUUUUCACGGUUCACUUUUUUUGUGACCCCCCCCCCCCUACCCUCAAUGACUGCAAAUGGUUUUACACUCAUAGUUGUUCUGUUUUAACCCUUCGACUACAAUGCAAUAGCUUGCCUCCCAGACUUGAUGCCUUCCCCGUGGUCAAUCCUGUGUCCAAGAACAUUUUGUGUCUUUGUGCGUUUUCUUCCUGAUUUUUAUAUUAUGAUCUAUAUUUCUAUCAACCUCCAACUUUGCAGCAAAUGACAGUGUGGGCUCAAAGACCAAAUAUUUCUGUGAUAUUUAUGUGCAAAAUUACAUUUUUUUAUCAGUGUGCGUGCAAUAAAACAAAGAAGGAAACCCCCACGUAGGGUUACCAUGCUUUUCAGUGGGAGAGGUGGUUAGGUGUUCAAUGUUCAACGGGCUUAUUCACCUAACAGACGUGGGUCGCAGAUGGGUUGUGUGCGAGUCGAAGGGUUAACACUCCCAUGUGAGCGACAGCCUAAAUUAUGUCGGUGAAGGGCAGUGGCCCUCUUGCCGUAGUAUGUGAGGAUUAAGAGCACGUUUGAGGGUUAGUUCUGGUGUAAUUCACCGGCCAGCUGUAGAUCCCAAGGCAGGCAGUGGAGAGAAAUACACUUGGUCACGUUGGCGCAGGCGACUCAGGAUCAUUAGAGUUCUUUAAAGGUUGUACAAAAAGUCAUAAUCUGGCUUAAUCUGCUUUCCCAGUUUGACUUUAACUUUAUAGUCCCAUGGUUACGUAACUACCUCUGUGGGCUUGUCGAAUGUAAAAUAGCCUUGGGCCUCAGCAUCAGACAUAACAAGUUACAUACAAGUGUAGCCAGCCGUUCUCUCUUAUCAGACUGGAACCUACGAGAGCUAGUUUACCGUUCUCUCCAUUUUAUUAUCCCUGCCACAGACAACAUUAUAUCUUAAAUGGCCCAAGUGCUCCACGACUGGUCUAGGGCUUUUCUAAAGCCUGCAUGUAGAGAGAGUUAAAUGUACAAAGUUGUUGUGUUAAAUAUAUUUUUAUUUUACAACUCUCUCUCUCUCUGUAAAAUACAAAUAUGUUAUCAAGAAAAUUGUGUACCACAAUACCACAGGCCCAUACUAACUGUCCUUAAUUUCUCUCCUACAGCAGUACUGCUUUGCCAGUCCUGUACUGCACUCUGUUAAGGGUGCAGCAACUCAUCCUGUGUAGGUUAUGGGGAACACAGAGGGCUGUGCGCUUAUCAGUUUUGGUCAGGGUCCACUGGCUGCUUGUUUUGGGUUCUGUGAGAGGAAUCAGACGCAGCCCAGCUACAACACCCCCCACCCCCCCCCCCAAGAGCUACUUAGACUUUUUUAUUUGGCUUAUCAUGCCAAUUUAGAUGAAACUUCCCUUGCAUUCACGAUGCAAAAGUUACUGCCCACAUAUUUGACGAUAUCUCGCAUCCUUAUUUCAUCUCUGUCCUCAAAAGGAAGUCAUGAUUUAAAAUGUAGGCGGCAUAGGAUAAUAACCAGGGCUGGUGUGGCAUGUCGACGGGGCUCUGACAUGUCACACCACCAUAUAUUCUGAUAGUUGGACUAGAUUCAUCCUAAUUUCUUUUCCCACAUUUUUAUAUUAGAAUGCCAAAAUAGAGCCUCAUAUAUUUAAUGUCAUUCCUAGAUGUAGCCUCAAACAUCUUGACUUCAUAUUUUUAUAUUCUAGUCUAAAAAAUUGGGACUCUGGACCAUAUUAUAUUUAUUUAUUCGUGACCCAGCCAGAUCUAUAUAUUUUUUGAGUGCCGUAAAUCAAUGCAACACAGGUGGUAUACUGUUGUGUGUGAGUUCGAACCCUUUUCCAAAGUGUUACUAAUGGUAAAGAGACAUUUUCUAGGCUUCUUUUCUCCCGGUUGAAGUCUGACUGCAGAGGGACCAUGGCACUGAAAGUGGGGCAAAACGCCGGACCCCAAGCUGCAGGUCAGGUCGUACGUGGACGUCAUGUUGGAGCAAAACCUGUCCAAAGAGGAGAGGGAGAUCCGUCUGCAGAUGGUAGAGAAGGCCAAAGCCGGGGAGCUGAAGGUCGUCAACGGGUCCGCUGCCUCUCAGGCCGCCGCCGCCGCCAAACGCAAACGUCGCUGGGACCAGACCGCUGACCAAACCCCCACGAAUACCACACCCAAAAAGAUGUCCAGCUGGGACCAAGCUGACUCGUCUGCUGAGACUCCAGGACACACCCCGGGACACACCCCCGCACACACGCCCUCAAACAGCCGAUGGGACGAAACCCCCGGGCGCUCCAAGGGCAGCGAGACCCCAGGGGCCACUCCCAGUACCCGCAUGUGGGAUCCCACUCCCAGUCACACACCCGCCGGCGCCGCCACCCCCGGCAGGGACACGCCCGGCCACGCCACGCCCGGCCACGGCGGUUCCACGGGAAGCGUACGCAAGAACCGCUGGGACGAAACCCCAAAGACGGAGAGGGAGACCCCGGGACACGGCAGCGGCUGGGCCGAAACGCCACGCACGGACAGGGGAGACGAGUCGGUGGGCGAGACGCCGACCCCGGGGGCCAGUAAGAGGAAGUCUCGGUGGGACGAAACCCCCGCCAGUCAGAUGGGAUCCUCUACACCACUGCUGACCCCAGGGAAAACUCCCAUUGGCACGCCAGCGAUGAACAUGGCUACCCCAACACCCGGGCACCUGAUGAGCAUGACUCCAGAGCAGCUGCAGGCGUGGCGGUGGGAGCGCGAGAUCGACGAGCGGAACCGGCCUCUCACGGACGAUGAGCUCGAUGCCAUGUUCCCAGAGGGAUACAAGGUUUUGCCGCCGCCAGCGGGCUACGUGCCGAUCCGCACCCCGGCCCGUAAGUUGUCCGCCACGCCGACCCCCCUCGGAGGCAUGACGGGCUUCCACAUGCAGGUGGAGGACCGCACCACCAAACAGAUGAACGACCAGCCCUCAGGAAACCUGCCCUUCCUCAAGCCCGAUGACAUCCAGUAUUUCGACAAACUGCUGGUAGAGGUGGAUGAGUCCACGCUGAGCCCCGAGGAGCAAAAAGAGAGGAAGAUCAUGAAGCUGCUGCUGAAGAUCAAAAAUGGAACACCGCCCAUGAGAAAGGCCGCUCUGCGUCAGAUCACGGAUAAAGCUCGUGAGUUCGGCGCCGGCCCGCUGUUCAACCAGAUCCUGCCGCUGCUCAUGUCGCCCACCCUGGAGGACCAGGAGCGCCACUUGCUGGUGAAAGUCAUCGACCGCAUCCUCUACAAGCUGGACGACUUGGUUCGACCAUACGUACACAAGAUCCUGGUGGUGAUUGAGCCGCUGCUGAUUGAUGAGGACUACUACGCCCGAGUAGAAGGCAGAGAAAUCAUCUCCAACUUGGCAAAGGCCGCCGGUUUGGCCACCAUGAUCUCCACCAUGAGGCCCGAUAUCGACAACAUGGACGAGUACGUCAGGAACACCACGGCCCGGGCGUUCGCCGUGGUGGCCUCCGCCCUCGGCAUUCCCUCCCUCCUCCCGUUUCUCAAAGCCGUGUGCAAAAGCAAGAAGUCCUGGCAGGCCCGGCACACGGGCAUCAAGAUCGUGCAGCAGAUCGCCAUCCUCAUGGGCUGCGCCAUUCUGCCCCACCUCCGCAGCUUGGUGGAGAUCAUCGAACACGGUCUGGUGGACGAGCAGCAGAAGGUGAGGACCAUCAGCGCCCUGGCCAUCGCCGCCCUCGCCGAAGCCGCCACGCCGUACGGUAUCGAGUCCUUCGACUCGGUGCUCAAGCCCCUCUGGAAGGGCAUCCGGCAGCACAGAGGAAAGGGUCUGGCCGCCUUCCUCAAAGCCAUCGGUUACCUGAUCCCGCUGAUGGACGCCGAGUACGCCAACUACUACACCCGGGAGGUGAUGCUGAUCCUCAUCAGAGAGUUCCAGUCCCCCGACGAGGAGAUGAAGAAGAUUGUCCUCAAGGUGGUGAAGCAGUGCUGCGGCACCGACGGUGUGGAAGCCAACUACAUCAAGACUGAGAUCCUGCCGCCCUUCUUCAAGCACUUCUGGCAGCACCGGAUGGCCCUGGACAGACGCAACUACAGACAGUUGGUGGACACCACGGUGGAGUUGGCCAACAAAGUGGGCGCGGCGGAGAUCAUCUCUCGCAUCGUGGACGACCUGAAGGACGAGGCGGAGCAGUACAGGAAGAUGGUGAUGGAGACCAUCGAGAAGAUCAUGGGCAACCUGGGCGCCGCCGACAUCGACCACAAGCUGGAGGAGCAGCUGAUCGACGGCAUCCUGUACGCCUUCCAGGAGCAGACGACCGAGGACUCCGUGAUGCUGAACGGUUUCGGCACGGUGGUGAACGCCCUCGGGAAGCGCGUGAAGCCCUACCUGCCUCAGAUCUGCGGCACGGUGCUCUGGCGUCUCAACAACAAGUCCGCCAAAGUCCGUCAGCAGGCCGCCGACCUCAUCUCCCGCACCGCCGUGGUGAUGAAGACUUGCCAGGAGGAGAAGCUGAUGGGUCACCUGGGGGUGGUGCUGUACGAGUACCUGGGAGAAGAGUACCCGGAGGUCCUGGGCAGCAUCCUGGGAGCCCUGAAGGCCAUCGUCAACGUGAUCGGUAUGCACAAGAUGACCCCGCCCAUCAAAGACCUGCUCCCUCGUCUGACUCCCAUCCUGAAGAACAGGCACGAGAAGGUGCAGGAGAACUGCAUCGACCUGGUGGGCCGCAUCGCCGACAGGGGUGCUGAAUACGUGUCGGCCAGGGAGUGGAUGAGGAUCUGCUUCGAGCUGCUGGAGCUGCUGAAGGCUCACAAGAAAGCCAUCCGCAGAGCCACCGUCAACACGUUCGGCUACAUCGCCAAAGCCAUCGGCCCCCACGACGUGUUGGCCACGCUGCUCAACAACCUGAAGGUCCAGGAGCGCCAGAACCGCGUCUGCACCACGGUGGCCAUCGCCAUCGUGGCCGAGACCUGCUCGCCGUUCACGGUGCUGCCGGCGCUCAUGAACGAGUACCGCGUGCCGGAGCUCAACGUGCAGAACGGCGUGCUCAAGUCGCUCUCCUUCCUGUUCGAGUACAUCGGCGAGAUGGGCAAGGACUACAUCUACGCCGUCACGCCGCUGCUGGAGGACGCGCUCAUGGACCGAGACCUGGUCCACCGGCAGACGGCGAGCGCCGUGGUGCAGCACAUGUCUCUGGGCGUCUACGGCUUCGGCUGCGAGGACUCGCUGAACCACCUGCUGAACUACGUGUGGCCCAACGUGUUCGAGACGUCGCCGCACGUCAUCCAGGCCGUCAUGGGCGCCCUGGAGGGCCUGAGGGUCGCCAUCGGGCCCUGCAGGAUGCUGCAGUACUGCUUACAGGGUCUGUUCCACCCGGCCAGGAAGGUGCGUGACGUCUACUGGAAGAUCUACAACUCGAUCUACAUCGGCUCUCAGGACGCGCUGAUCGCUCACUACCCGCAGGUGUUCAACGACGACAAGAACAUGUACGUCCGCUACGAGCUGGACUACGCCCUGUAACACGCCCUCCACACGCCCUUCUCUCUCUCUCUCUCCGUCGUCCCCAGACUCCUGACUCGAGUCGGUUUCUAUUUAGCGACGGCAAUGUUUUUUUUCUUUUUUUCCCACGGUAAAAAAAUUAAUAAAAACUCCACCCGACAGCGGCUGCAUUCAGCUUCUGCCUGAAGCCACUUUAUGGCCCCGAGGAACGAGCAUGAAAGUAUGAAAGUAGGAGGAACAAGAGGAACCUUGUAGAGUGUCUGUAUGUAUCUCCUUUUCUUUUUUUAUUGCCACUCUUUUUGAGUGUUUUCGCUGUAAGGAAAACGGCCGAGGUCACCGGCCUCCAUUUGAAGAAUGCCGACGUCGUCGCAACAUUUUAAAUAUUUUGAUUAUUUUUGUUUUGUUUAGUGUGUAAAUUCUCGACCUCCCUUUACACGCCCCCCCCCCCUCGUUUCACCCCUCUGUUCUUAUUAGGUUGUCGCUUUAUUUAACCGAAUAAAAUGUUUGUGUAUAAAAUUCCAA
Messenger RNA from Pseudoliparis swirei, 5975 nucleotides. It is a transcript of the gene sf3b1, whose product is annotated as splicing factor 3b, subunit 1. Bases 1980 to 5474 code for a protein of 1164 amino acids. Gene Ontology annotation, cellular component: catalytic step 2 spliceosome; U12-type spliceosomal complex; U2-type prespliceosome. Gene Ontology annotation, molecular function: mRNA binding. Gene Ontology annotation, biological process: spliceosomal complex assembly. The record is from RefSeq and is a predicted model, not a curated record. The transcript has 21 exons. NCBI's taxonomy places the organism in Eukaryota, Metazoa, Chordata, Actinopteri, Perciformes, Liparidae.